AUGUUUUUAAUUAUUUUUGUUUUUGUGUGCUAAGUUAUAGGAGAAGAAUUAUUAAAUUUGUCUACGAAAACAUUUUUCAUUGAAAGUGAGGUGAAGGGAGUGAAGGAGGUUAUUCAGGGAUCACGAUAAUUUAUUACAGAUUUUGAAAAUGCUGAAUUUGCUAUCAAUAUAGAAUUGCAAGGUAAUAAUAGUUAGCCUUGGGAUAUAUGCUUUUCAUAGUAAGGUUCAAUUGAAUUUGCAGAUUACGAGAAUCAUCAUACAUUAAUUUAUAAUGCAACUCAUAAUCCAGAUGAGGAACAUGCAAAUGACCCAUCAUAUUAUUUAAGUACACCAAUUUUGGUUAACAUGGUGAAAACAAACUAAGGUUUGAUGAUUGCCACAAGCGACCAUACUUUAUUGAAUUAUAACAUUACAUAGGAUCCAUAAAGUAUAGUUGGAUUUAAAACGCAGCUUUUGCAAGAAUAUGACUACGAUUACCUAAGAAGUGAGGCAACUGAAGCCGAAGUCCCUUAAAUUGUAUAUGCUCCUAUUUUUGAAUAUGUAUUUUUGAUAUACAGAGAUUAAAUAUUGAAGGGUAAAAUUUAACCAAAUAUGACUCUAUAAAAUUGUUCUAUUGGCAGUGGAUUGGAAAACGACAAUAAUUUUAUUGGAUAAAUCAAGAUUCUAAAUAAUUAUAUGUUUGUUCCUUUGGGCAGAGAUGGGUUGGACAUUUAUUAGAUUAAUAAAGAUGGUGAUAUAAGUCUUAAGUUGUCUAUGAAUUCCUUCGAUUUUUAUAACAAGGAUUUAACAAUUAGUUUAGUUGAUGUUGUAUUUAGUCAAUCUAGCACAUCAAGUGAUACUUAUGCUUUCAUUUUAGAUAGCAUUCAUGGUGUUACGAAGUUUCUUGUCAAAACUAAUGAACAGUAAAUAACUAUGGAUAGAGAUGAGAAGUUUGGACUUGUGAAUGUCAGAUCUGGUUUAGCUAUUGCAGUUUAACCUGAUGAUUUUCUAUUGAUAUUAAAAGAAGUUGGAAUCAAUCAAUAAUUGGUUGAAAUUGGAUUCAAGGAUGAAGGUUGGUUCGAAGUCAAGACACAUUUCUUAACUGGACAAUACUUUGAUAUUACAAUUUCCAAAUAGUUUGUACUUCUAAGAGGCAAAUCUGAACACAGGAUUGUGAGAACUGGGGUUUAUGAAGAAUUUGAACCAGAGUUUAAGUUCUACACUCAAGAUGACUAUUUCACUGAAAAGGCCAAUUCCUUCUAUGAAGAUUACGUAUUCGUUCCAAAACUAUAGAAUGUAUAAUUCUAUGAUUCAGAUUUCGUAACUGAAGGAACUCCUAAUUCAUGGUCAUUCUAAAAAAGUUAUCCAUAUUUACUCGGUUUAACCUAACAUUAUAUUGUGGAAUUACCAUAUAUAAUAAGGAAUCCUUAGAUUUAUUGCAAUCCUCGAUCUGAGUUAGAUGUUGGAAACAUUUAUAAAUAUGAUAUUCUGAUGAAUGCCACUUCUUGCCCUGAAAAAGAUAAGUAUUUGGAAGAAAAUCCAACUGUGCCAUAUCAAACCAUUCAGUGUUCAUAUAAGAAUACUUUUUAAGUCAAGGUAGUAUUAGCAUAGGCAAAGAUAUAUAACACUCAAGAGUUGAUUGCAGUUAUUAUUGGACUCAUAAUUCUACUGAUUUUAUUGGCAUUCCUAUUAGCUUAUUUGUAUCGAAAAUACAAAGUCAAAGAAGAAGGCCUUACUAGUCAAGUGUCGGGAUUUGAUAACCAAAAGGGAUAUGAUUUGGAACCAAAUGAUGCUCCUGCUACUCAGGGAUUAUGA
Paramecium tetraurelia is the source of this 1794-nucleotide messenger RNA. RefSeq lists its product as uncharacterized. The transcript has 2 exons. The record is from RefSeq and is a predicted model, not a curated record. NCBI's taxonomy places the organism in Eukaryota, Ciliophora, Oligohymenophorea, Peniculida, Parameciidae.